Molecule: messenger RNA, 1459 nt
Organism: Oryctolagus cuniculus (rabbit)
Lineage: Eukaryota; Metazoa; Chordata; Mammalia; Lagomorpha; Leporidae
Gene: SIT1
Product: signaling threshold regulating transmembrane adaptor 1
Biological process (GO): regulation of T cell activation; signal transduction; T cell homeostasis
Cellular component (GO): plasma membrane
Molecular function (GO): kinase binding
Source: RefSeq, a predicted model, not a curated record
CUUCACGGAACUCAGCGUCAGGGAGGAAUAAAAAGUGGGCAUCCUGUAGCAGAACGGGUCGCGGGUCACUCCUGGGAGCCUUCACGGGCCCACCUGCCCGUGGCAAGGCACACCCAGGGGCCACAGGGUGCAGAGAGGGCACGUUCAGGAGCUGCAGGAGUGGUACAGGUGCAGGUGCAGGCUCAGGGCGGGGUCUUUGUUCUUUUGCUCAUCCCUCCCCUCCCCUUUCCUCCCCAGAAGCCCGGAAGCCCGUGACUCUGCCGCCAGUACUGAGGACGGGCCCAGGGAGGGGUGGGAGGAAGAGGGAUGGUGGCAGCGCUCAGGCCAUGAAGCAGGCUGACCUUUAGCUCGGGGCCGUGUGCUUGUGGUCUGGGCUCUCACAGCGGCAGUCAUGAGUGGAAGUUACAACUGCACCGAUCUACUAGCACCGGGAAUCCCCUCCAUAAACCAGGCCUGGGGGCUCUGGGCCCUCUUAGGGGUCACGGCGCUGCUGCUGUUUCUCGUCUCACUGGCUGCAUGCCUGCCCCAGUGGACCAGUGGCCGGAGCAGGAGCCACGGAGGGCAGGGACAAUCAGGAGGGUCCACGGAAGAUGUCCCCUUGUAUGGGAACCUGCAUUAUCUACAGACAGGAUGGCUGACUCAAGAACCCAGGCCAGACCAGCAGGAUGCACCCCCUGGAGGCCCUGCCAGGGCUGCAGAGGAGCCCCCAUGCUACACCAGCCUGCAGCUGCGGCCUCCUCAGGGCCGGGUCCCCAGCCCCGGGACCCCCAUCAAGUACUCGGAGGUGGUGCUGGACUCGGAGCCCAAGCCGCAGGCCUCGGGCCCUGAGCCGGAGCUCUACGCCUCAGUGUGUGCCCAGACCCGCCGGGCCCGGGCUUCCUUUCCCAAUCAGGCCUACGCCAACAGCCAGCCGGCGCCCAGCUGAGCUGGCCGGUGGGCCCACAGGGGCUACUGCUCGCCCUGUUGGGGGCAGGACUCUCUCCCAGCCAGCCCCCAAGCACAGUGCGCCGCCGGCCACCUUCUAUCAGAACGGCACAGGCAACAUCUGCGGGAAGGCAGGCCCCAGUUUCCUGGGGUGGGCGCUGCAGAGGCAGUGGGGGCCCCCCCAUACCUCUCGCUCCUAUCUGUCUCUCUCAGCCCCCAAACUGCCAGGUUCUCUCUGCCUCCUCCUUCCGGGGUUUCCGCAGACCCUCCCCUCUGCCACUCCCUCAGUCUACCCCUGACACAGGCACAGGAAGUGGGCGCUGGGAGGGGGGUGUCGUGGAGGGGGAGGUAAGAGCCACACAGGAUGCAUGGCAGGGUAUCUUCCACAGCAGCCUGUGGGCUGCAGGGGUCCUGGGACCCAGGGACCUGAGGGACCCAGGCCUGGCUCCUGACCUGGGAGCCAGGCGGGAGAGUACAGUCUCCAGCCUGUCUGUGUUGUGUCCUCAAGUUUUCAAUAAAACUUUUCAAAAAAGUG